GGGAGGGAGGAGCAAUUGUAGUAUUUCUGUUGAUUUCAUUCCUUGUCGUGGCAGCCGACGAACACGACCGGAGCACAUUUUUUUUUCAAACACCAAGAGUAAUCUAAAUAACGAACAUGCAGUGACUUCGUUUACGAGUUAAACAGGAACUCCAUGAAAUAUUAAUUUGACAGCACGCUGCGCCCUGCGGAGAAUUUAGCUCGAAUAUCCCCGUGCUAUAACUAGCUAGCUACUACACUUGAGCUGGAUACGGUGACCGCUUGGACUUCUUCUCAUCAUUUCUGUCUUAAACAUAUUUCGACCUAGAAAUACCUACGAACGAUACGGGCGGUGGCCUGCAGUCCCAGCGAGUACAAAUCUGGGGAAAUCAUUAACCAGCCGCUGAGAACAGGACGCUAGUACAGGGGUUAAUGACCCACAAUAUGGAGAUCAGACAGAGCAGAAUAGAGGAAUGACAGGGAAUCACAUGAGGCAACAGGCCCUUCUCCCCAUGCCCACCCUAGUGCAUGCCACCACGUGGUGGCACUACCUCUUACAUAAUAGUCCUAAUUCAAUCGCCAAGUGGCAGAGAUCAAAGGUCGCGUGUCCACCUGUCGCAUGUCAUCGGGAAGGGUCGCCCUGGAGACCUUGACCACCGCGACCUUGUGAUGGCUGAUUGACUCAUCACAACCUGCGAAUGCCAAGUGUGCAUCCGAGGGUGGGGCCCGCCUCAGUCUCGCUUAAUUGGCCGCUGGAUGGAAUUGAGGUGAAUGGAACACAUGCCCAAGGAGCAGGACCUGAACCUAUCAGAGGGAGAAGAGGCACGGUGGCUCGAUGGCCCGAAGAGGAAGAGGAAGAACAGCCAAUGUUCGGUGAAGAGCAUGUCUGGGUACAUCCCCAGCUACCUGGAGAAGGAUGAGCCCUGCGUUGUUUGUGGAGACAAGGCCACCGGGUACCACUACCGCUGCAUCACCUGCGAGGGCUGCAAGGGAUUCUUCCGACGCACCAUCCAGAAGAACCUGCAUCCCUCCUACUCCUGCAAGUACGAUGGCUGCUGCAUCAUUGAUAAGAUCACCCGCAACCAGUGCCAGCUGUGCCGCUUCAAGAAGUGCAUCUCCGUGGGCAUGGCCAUGGACCUGGUGCUGGAUGACUCAAAGCGGGUGGCCAAACGGCGGCUGAUUGAGGAGAACCGUGAGCGACGGAAGAAGGAGGAGAUGGUAAAGACCCUGCAGAACCGGCCGGAGCCCAGCAGCUCCGAGUGGGAGCUGAUCCGCAUGGUGACGGAGGCCCAUCGCCACACCAAUGCCCAGGGCUCCCACUGGAAACAGAAGCGCAAGUUCCUGCCGGAGGACAUUGGUCAGUCCCCUGUGGCUCCCACGUCAGAUGGAGACAAAGUGGACCUGGAGGCCUUUAGCGAGUUCACCAAGAUCAUAACCCCAGCCAUCACCCGCGUCGUUGAUUUUGCCAAAAAACUGCCCAUGUUCUCCGAGCUGCCUUGUGAAGACCAGAUCAUCCUCCUGAAAGGCUGCUGCAUGGAGAUCAUGUCCCUGCGGGCGGCCGUGCGCUACGACCCAGAGAGUGAGACACUGACCCUGAGCGGCGAGAUGGCUGUGAAGCGCGAGCAGCUGAAGAAUGGCGGCCUGGGCGUGGUGUCGGAUGCCAUCUUUGACCUGGGCAAGAGCCUGGCGCAGUUCAACCUGGAUGACACAGAGGUGGCGUUGCUGCAGGCCGUGCUGCUCAUGAGCUCAGAUCGCUCAGGCCUCACCUGCGUGGAGAAGAUCGAGAAGUGCCAGGAGACGUACCUGCUGGCGUUUGAACACUACAUCAACUACCGCAAGCACAACAUUCCUCACUUCUGGCCCAAGCUGCUGAUGAAGGUGACAGACCUGCGCAUGAUCGGGGCCUGCCACGCCAGCCGCUUCCUGCACAUGAAGGUGGAGUGUCCCACCGAACUCUUCCCCCCGCUCUUCCUGGAGGUCUUCGAAGACCAGGAGGUCUGAACUGGGCGGGGGCAUCUUGGUGGGAACACAUUGGGAUUGGGCAUGACUUGCCUCUGCAAACGUCAGACAUCAAACACACCAGCAGCAGCAGCAGCAGUUUUCACAAAAGGCUUUCUUUUCUGGCCCCUUAUCUUUUAAAUCAGCCAGACGGCCCUUCUGUCUCAGAGCUCAAACUCAGCGUCCCUCCAAACAUGCAAAUGAUAUACACACAAAGAAACACCUUCUCCUUAGUUUAGCUCUUCCUCAUGGUCUGUUCUUGUGUGUCCCAUUGCUGGUGGCGGUUGUUCUUUACCCCUGUUUUACAGGUUGCACCGCCAUGGACUAAACUGGUAGUUUUCCAGUUUUAAAGCCCAACAUUAAUGUAAGACAUUAUUUCUGGGAAACAGGCCCAAAGGACACACAUGCAGUUGCACAAAAGCCUUUGUUGUACCAGGCUUUUCUGUCUAAACAGUACCUGAAAGCACUUAACUGCACCAGAGUCUGACUCUAGGAGGAUGUUGUAUCCAGGCUUGCUAAUUUCAUUCAGUUGUUUAAUUAAGAUCUCAUUUAGUCUUGGUUGCAAGGUUAUUUAGAAAGCAAGUCUGUGAUAGUGUUUGAGAAAAGGCCUCUAUAAUGCAUUUUGCAUGUUUAUGAAAUAGGUCACCUACAGCCCUCUUUGGCUUUAGGAACAGCGAACUGUGCUGUCCCAAAAGGCCCAGCGUCUGGCAUUCGGGCCAGCCACCGCCAAAUGAUCCAGUGCGUAGUGAGCAGGACCGCAGUGCUGGUCUGAGCGUUCUCCACCCCUUCUCUGUCACCCUUGCUGUGCAAAGUUGCCUUGUCAUUGCCUGCACUGCACCUGCCAGCAUCAGCACCUCCUCUGAAUGACAAUUGAGCCAUUCUUCCCCGGGGAAGGUCACUGCAGAGGAAGGGAUAGGGGUGGGAAAGGAGUUCUUAGAGGGUUCCUGCUUAGACAGAGAGACAGACAGAGAGACAGAGAGAGAACCCAUGAGAGCCUGGGAAAGUGAGUUGAUAGCUGGUCAUCUGUAGGGCCAGUUCAACAGCGCUCCCUUUCUGCGGUGCCUUUGCACAGCAGUCUGCCAGCACCUUCUAUCCCCCCCCCUCCCCCCACCCCCCGGUCCAACAGCCAAUAACCAAGCACCUGAACAGCACUGAGACCGCCAUCUCAUGCCAGGAGGGCCCUAGGCCCGCACCCUCAAAGCACCUACCUUCAGCCGUUACACUGUGUCGUCGUUGUUUGGUUUUGUUCUCAAGGGGUGGAGGGGGCUGCGUUUGUCCACGUUUACAGUGCAUUCCACUCCUCCACCCCGCCACACACUCAGACACCUCAGAGUAUCAAAUGCCGUGCUUACUGUGUAUACCACAGCGCUGCAGCGCGUGUGGUCAAUAGGGGCGGGAGUCUUUUGGGGCUCCCGCCUUCUGUUUGGUCAGUUACCUUCAGACCCUCCAACUUCGUAGGCCCUGCUGUGGAGCGAAUGAAACCCUAGGGAGGGAGGGGUCGGGUUGGGAGAGGGGGCCAUGCUGCCUCCCUCCAACCCCAAUCGCUCUGACUGGACGAGGGCCGUCACGGUGGCCGUCAUUUACCUCGGUGUGGGCACCUCGGGCUGUGGUUGUCGAGGACUGCCCCUGUACUGACAGGCUCUACCUCACCUCUGGUAACAGGGCAGCUGCCCACAGCCCCCACCUCACACACACUCUCACAUAUACAGACACUCAGUGCUGUCCACACAGACUCCCCAAUCCGUUACACAGUCCAGUCACAAUACCACUGAAGACAGGAGGGCCCACCAUUCACUGUUGUGAUCUACUUGGGUUUUUCUCUUUUUCUGUUGGUCAGAUUUUUUUUGGAGAAAGGGUCUGGGAAAUGAAUAUGUUUGUUUUUUUUUUUUUUUUUUUUUUUUUUUUGGGACCAAGUUUCACUUUGGAAUCCCUUUCUGUCAAGACAGAGGAAAAAGAAAGGUGGAUGCACAUCUACAGACUGUGAGAACAAUGAGAUGAGAUAUAAAACCUCAAGGUGGCCAGGCCUAGACUGGUGGGGUUUAAGCACUGUUUUUGAGGAAAAACAUAAAAGACAACCUCAUUUAAAAUGCCAAGCAGACAUUGGUGAAAGAAGUGGUGGGAGUGAAGCAUUUUCAGCAAGUUGAAAAGAGAUGGAGCGGGAGGAGGGGGGUUAGUGGAGGUCAUAAUAGCAUCUCUAGAAGGCCAAGCUAUACUGCCACGUUAACCAUCUGAAGAUAUUUAGCCCCCCCGGUGCAGUCAAGAAAUCAAAGGCACAACCCCCCUGCAGACCUCAGAGCCUUCAGAAGACCCGCCGAGCUCCCCUCUUCCAGGCCAUCCCCUCUCCCCACCACUCUGCAUUGCCUCCCUGGACUCCGCUCCACUCGUUAAUGCACCUCCCCGUCCCCGCUCAGCUCCGUGUGCCCAGGCCUCCAUGCCAUUGGCAUAUUUUGCACUAAAGCAGAAGCAGCCCCUCCUGCCCAGCCCCAUGGCAUGCACUCUCCCGAUGACUCUUGAUCUACUCUGUCAAACAGAGAUGGAUCAAGAGUGAUAAAGCCCACAUUCUCACAUUGUCAGUAUUAAAAAGAACAUUAACAAAUGGUAGUGAUAGUCCUUUAGUUCAAGAUGAAAGUGGUAGUUGUUUGGGGGAUAGUGGGGGAAAUGUACCCCACUGUGUGCCUGGCCCCUAUGCUUUUGGCGCUGUGUAUCAGCUCUGGUGCAUUCCCCCAGCCCCCCAAAGCCCCACAUACCUCCAGCCAUUCUGGGGUAACACCAAAUGGGGAUAGUCCGCUCCCUUGUUAGACAAGGUUGGCUGGCCAGGCUGCACAACGAAGGGCCACCAAAUUAAUGUGAAUGGGAUACAGAGGCCACCGUGGAAGAGGGAGGGGGAAGGGGAAUGGGGAACCGGGAACCACAACGCCCCACCAUCAGUGACAGAGGAUGAGAAGAAGGGGAGUGAUGUGAUAUGGAUCCAGGAGGCACUGUUACUAGCAUGGGAGACAGGAGGAGGCAAAAAGAAGCACUGGGCAAGGUGCAAGGAACAGAGAACACAUCAUUUUUUGAAUGGAGCAAAACCCCCCACUCCACUCCUGCCCUCCCCACACACCUAUCCCACCCCAGCAAGCAGAGUGCACACAUGCACCAUGCUUGGAGGCUGUCCUUUAAAUGCACCAGCACGGCAGAACGGCACCUCCUCACUCCUAUAUAUAUAUAUAUAUAUAUAUAUAUAUAUAUAUAUCUAAGCACCCCCCCCUCAAUUCCUCGACUCUAAUAUCUCUCUGGAGAGAAAUUUCAACUCUAAUUGAGAAAAACAAGACAAAUGGCAUUCCAUUGAUGCGGGUACGGGAUAACACAAAUCAGUUUAAAAAACAACAAAGCAAAGAAAAAAACAACAAAUCAAAGGUUCUCGUGCAAGUUUUGAGCUUCGUUUUCGUGAGCUGACCGGGUGAGCUGACGUGUGUGUGUGACACUAGGGGUUACAAUGCUGCUUUACCUUCUGAGUCUAAUCCAGUUUUAUUUGGGAAAAAAGAUAACAAAAUAAUUAAAAACCUAGAAACAACAUUUAAAAAAUUAUGACUUUAAAGACUCCAGAACAAAGUCGAGAGCUUGGAGAUUGAGCUGUUUUGUUUUUUUAUUAUUAUUAUUUUUUAAUUUCAUUUUAUCUCAAUGUGUUUUUUGUUGAUGCUUAUCUGCUCUGUGUUAAAAAAAGACAAAAACAGCCGUAGUCACUUUUUGACCAUGCGUGCAGUGUAACCUAGACAGAAAUUUCAGUUCUUUUUCACCUCACCUCUAGUUUGUAUUGAUACGCCAACUGCUCUGUUGUCUGUGUGUCUGUCCUAUCUUCCGUCCCUUAUAUCAGGAGGAAUUUGCAACAAACAGGAAUUUUUCUCUUUUUUUCAUUUUGUUUCCUUUUUGUAAGAAAAAAUGACUUUGCAAAAAAAAAAAG
Molecule: messenger RNA, 5919 nt
Organism: Megalops cyprinoides (Indo-Pacific tarpon)
Lineage: Eukaryota; Metazoa; Chordata; Actinopteri; Elopiformes; Megalopidae
Product: thyroid hormone receptor alpha-B
Exons: 11
Coding region: 750-1979 (409 amino acids)
Biological process (GO): positive regulation of transcription by RNA polymerase II; negative regulation of transcription by RNA polymerase II; thyroid hormone receptor signaling pathway
Molecular function (GO): zinc ion binding; nuclear receptor activity; RNA polymerase II cis-regulatory region sequence-specific DNA binding
Source: RefSeq, a predicted model, not a curated record